AUGCACGGAUCUCCCCGCCGUGCAUGGACACGCGUGGGAUUUAUGGUGCCGCUGAACGGGCUGCUGCUGCUGCUACUGCUGCUGGCGACGCAGGCUGCGGAGAGAUACUCAACGGAGCAUGUUGUGGUACAGUUGCACGAGGAGGCGCCGGAGGAGGACGCGCACCAACUUGCAGCACAACACGGGUACCAGAGUGCUCGCAAGGUGGCCUUCGGAAAGGGACUCUAUCACUUCUAUCCCCAGGAUACUUUCAAGAAGCGAAGUAAACGCAGCGUUCACAGCAGGCAGUGGCUCCAAAAAGACAGCAGGGUGAAGAACGUUCUGAACCAAGAUGGUUUUAACCGUCAGAAACGUGGCUACCGAAGUUUGGAUGACAUGGAAGUCAACAUAAGCGACCCGUUGUUCACCAAACAGUGGUACUUGAUCAACACGGGCCAAGCAGAUGGCACCCCUGGGUUGGAUCUUAAUGUCGCCGAGGCCUGGCAAUUGGGCUACACGGGCCAAGGAGUCACCAUUGCAAUCAUGGAUGAUGGGAUUGACUAUCUACACCCAGACCUGGCAUCUAAUUAUAAUGCAGAUGCCAGUUAUGACUUCAGCAGCAAUGACCCGUACCCAUUUCCACGCUACACAGAUGAUUGGUUCAACAGUCAUGGCACACGAUGUGCUGGAGAAGUGUCAGCGGCAGCCAACAACAACAUCUGCGGUGUAGGAGUCGCCUACAACUCUAAGGUAGCAGGUAUUAGAAUGUUGGACCAGCCAUUCAUGACGGACAUCAUUGAGGCCUCAUCGAUCAGCCACAUGCCCCAAGUCAUUGACAUCUACAGUGCCAGCUGGGGACCUACCGAUGACGGCAAAACUGUGGAUGGACCCAGAGAGUUAACCCUUCAGGCUAUGGCUGAUGGUGUCAAUAAGGGGCGAGGAGGCAAAGGCAGCAUCUACGUAUGGGCAUCAGGAGAUGGCGGUAGCUAUGACGACUGCAAUUGUGAUGGUUACGCCUCGAGUAUGUGGACCAUUUCCAUCAACUCGGCAAUCAAUGAUGGACGCACGGCGCUCUACGACGAGAGUUGCUCGUCCACGCUGGCAUCCACUUUCAGCAAUGGACGCAAGAGGAACCCAGAAGCUGGCGUUGCUACCACUGACCUGUAUGGAAACUGCACUCUACGCCACUCAGGAACAUCAGCUGCAGCUCCAGAGGCAGCUGGAGUUUUUGCUCUGGCUCUUGAGGCCAACCCCGACCUGACGUGGAGAGACAUGCAGCACCUCUCAGUGCUUACCUCCAAGAGGAACCAGCUCCAUGACGAAGUGCAUCAGUGGAGGAGGAAUGGCGUGGGCCUUGAGUUUAACCAUCUUUUCGGCUAUGGCGUGCUGGACGCUGGCAGCAUGGUCAAAAUGGCAAAAGAGUGGAAGACGGUGCCUGAGCGCUUCCACUGUGUGGCAGGAUCUAUCCAGGAGAACCAUAAAAUCCAGUCAGGCAACAAACUCGUGCUCGCCAUCUCCACUGAAGCCUGCCAGGGCAAGGAUAACUUUGUCCGCUACCUGGAGCACGUGCAGGCAGUGAUCACCGUUAACGCCAGCCGCCGAGGUGACCUCAACGUCAACAUGACCUCGCCCAUGGGCACCAAGUCCAUCCUGUUGAGCCGACGGCCCCGCGACAACGACUCCAAGGUGGGCUUCGACAAGUGGCCCUUUAUGACCACGCACACCUGGGGCGAGGAUCCGCGCGGGACCUGGGUCCUGGAGGUGGGCUUCCGUGGCGAGGAGCCCCAGCAUGGCGUCCUCAAGGAAUGGACACUCAUGCUGCACGGAACACAAAGUGCCCCUUACAUAGACCAGAAAGUGCGCGACUACCAGUCCAAGUUGGCCAUGUCCAAGAAGGAGGAGCUUGAGGAGGAGUUGGACGAGGCGGUGGAGAGAAGUUUGAAGAGCUUGCUGAGGAAAAACAACUGA
Molecule: messenger RNA, 1947 nt
Organism: Nerophis lumbriciformis (worm pipefish)
Lineage: Eukaryota; Metazoa; Chordata; Actinopteri; Syngnathiformes; Syngnathidae
Source: RefSeq, a predicted model, not a curated record